GUUCCAGACACCAUGGCGUUGGAGUCUCUGUGUUUUCUUCGGCAGUGGCUUCGUGAGGAGCACAGAUCUAGAAAACUCAUCCUUUUCAUCGUGUUUGUGGCUCUGCUCCUUGACAACAUGCUCAUGACCGUUGUUGUUCCAAUAAUCCCAAACUACUUGUAUCAGAUGGACAAACCUGCGACAUCUCCUCAGAACCUCAGUUCCUCUUUCCAGAACAUCGUGUCUCUGUACGACAACUCCAUCAAGACAUCCUCCACCUCUACCCAGGUCUCAACGAGUCCCAGUCCUAGUCCUAGUCCUAGUCCCAGUCCUGGUCUAGUCCGGGCAAAUUCCUCUGACUGCCCCUCCUCCAAAUCCAGCCUGGUGAACGAGAACGUCAAAGUGGGACUCCUCUUCGCCUCCAAAGCCACAGUGCAGCUCAUCACCAACCCCUUCAUCGGACCACUGACCAACAGGAUUGGGUACCAAAUCCCCAUCUUUGCUGGCUUCUGCAUCAUGUUCCUGUCCACCAUCAUGUUUGCAUUUUCCUCCAGUUAUGCUCUGCUCUUCGUCGCUCGAUCUCUCCAGGGAGUCGGCUCCUCCUGCUCCUCAGUUGCAGGUAUGGGGAUGUUGGCGAGCGUGUACACAGAUGAUGAGGAGCGAGGACACGCCAUUGGAAUCGCUCUGGGAGGCCUGGCCAUGGGCGUGCUCGUGGGUCCUCCAUUCGGCAGUGUCUUGUAUGAGUUUGUGGGAAAAACGGCUCCAUUCCUGAUCCUGGCUUUUAUCGCCCUAUUUGAUGGAGCUCUGCAGUUGUUCGUUCUGCAGCCAACCAAAGUGGAGCCGGAGAGUCAGAAAGGAACUCCUCUGCUCACACUGAUGAAGGACCCGUACAUCAUCAUCGCUGCAGGAGCGAUCUGUUUUGGGAACAUGGGGAUAGCGAUGUUGGAGCCCACUCUGCCAAUCUGGAUGAUGGAGACGAUGUGUGCAGCUAAAUGGCAACUGGGUGUGGCCUUCCUCCCCGCCUCCAUUUCCUACCUGAUCGGCACCAACAUCUUCGGAACUCUGGCUCACCGCAUGGGCAGGUGGCUGUGUGCUCUCAUCGGGAUGGUUCUGGUUGGAAUCAGUGUGAUCUGUGUGCCUUUUGCCAGUAACAUUUACGGCCUCAUCCUCCCAAACUUUGGAGUGGGAUUUGCCAUCGGUAUGGUGGACUCUUCGAUGAUGCCGAUCAUGGGGUACCUGGUCGACCUGAGGCACGUGUCUGUUUAUGGGAGCGUUUAUGCCAUCGCAGACGUGGCUUUCUGCAUGGGCUUCGCUUUGGGUCCCUCCAUCGGUGGCUCCAUCGCUCAGAGCAUUGGUUUCCCGUGGCUGAUGACCAUCAUUGGGCUGGUGGACAUCAUGUUCGCUCCUCUGUGUCUGUUCUUGCGCAGUCCUCCCGGCAACGAGGAGAAGAUUGCUAUUCUGAUGGACUCAAACUGCAGCAUGAAGACCCGAACCUACUCGACCCAGGAGCCGUAUCAGGGCCAAGAUCCGGACUUGGAUUUGGACCCGGACUACGACGAGGACUACGAUUAACCUCCG
Molecule: messenger RNA, 1557 nt
Organism: Periophthalmus magnuspinnatus
Lineage: Eukaryota; Metazoa; Chordata; Actinopteri; Gobiiformes; Gobiidae
Gene: slc18a2
Product: solute carrier family 18 member 2
Exons: 15
Coding region: 13-1551 (512 amino acids)
Biological process (GO): transmembrane transport; xenobiotic transport; aminergic neurotransmitter loading into synaptic vesicle
Cellular component (GO): synaptic vesicle membrane; terminal bouton
Molecular function (GO): serotonin:sodium:chloride symporter activity; xenobiotic transmembrane transporter activity
Source: RefSeq, a predicted model, not a curated record